AUUUGAAUUGAUAUAAAGCCAGUUUCAACACUUCAGUUAUAGUUGGUGAAUGUAAGCAUGUUACAGAGAUAUUGCUUGAGCUCAUGUUGCCUUAUUGCACAUUGUCACGGUUUGUUUGCUUGUAUUUAUGAUCCCUUAUGUGUGCGUGUUAUUGUUUAACAGUAUUCAUGGAAUUUGGAAUUGGAAUACGUGUAUGGAAAUUCGGAAUUGAUUCACGAUUGGAUAUUGAUAUGUGGUUCACACCAUAUGAAGAAACAAUAUGAAAUUUUGAGGAUGAAUUAGGCGAACAAAAUCCCGUGGAACCUGUCACGUGUUAAUUAUUUAUCGUCGACAUCACAGCAACUUCAGUCACGGCCUUUGAUAGUUUAGAUGUCUUGAUAAUUUGAGCGUCAUUGCAUGGUUACCUAGAUAAGAGCUAUCUUUAAAAAACAUCCUCCCAACGACAGGAUUGAGUUUUUACAUCAAAAGAAUGGCGGGAAUACCAGAUAAUGGAAAUUCUGCAGCAGCUGGUCAUCGUCUGAUCAUCUGGUGUGUUCCGCGCUCGGGAUCCACUGCUCUGCUGAAGUGUCUUAGCUUCCUGCCGGAACAUCCGACGACCAAAGACAGCAAUGAUCUCGCUACCUGCAGCUAUGAAAAGGACGAUGAUUUGAGAACAGUUACGACAACGGAGAAUGGUGCAGAGGUUUGGUUUGAGCCCUAUAACAUGUCCCGUUAUGUCAGGAUGGCAAGCAGGAAAGUCCACAACGAGGAAUUGCCGACAGAACUCGACGGCAACGAAGACAAGUACUAUCGCGCCCUCAAAGCGGUGGAGCUCAUGUUGCCGUUGGUACCAGGAGGAUUGAAAAAUCCGAAUCCCUAUUUGAUAUCACUCAAAGGAAUCCAACAAACACUGGAGAAUUCUCAGAGCAAGAUCGUAGUCGUAAAAGACAUGGCAUCUGGUAUCCAUGGUCAUUUCAACUUCAUCCCUGCCGGAUUCCGUCACGUAUUCCUCAUCAGGGAUCCGAGACAGGUGUUCCCUUCUCUCCGGAAACUGUUCGUUGGUUUCCUCAAACUUGACGAAGAGGCCAUGUCUAAAGCGGACAUUCAGAAGUUCCACCCUUUCUACGCUGCGCAUCACUGGUUUGGAGAGCUAUACGACUUGUGGAAGCACGUGAGGUCGACAUUCGACCCAAACCCCUUGAUCCUGGACACUGCGGAUCUCCUGCGCCAUCCAGAAUCAUGCUUGAGGAAGAUCUGUGAGGCAAUUGGUGUUGGAUAUCAGGAGGGUCUUCUCGAGUGGAGUGCAUCAGUAGAUGUGGUUGGGAGGUGGAAGAACGGGGUUUCAGAGUCACUCAGUGCCGAUAAUGUGCUAGAAACGAUGGGUAUGAAGCGGGCGUUUGAGAGCAGUCGUUUUGUUCCUCCAGCCGCAACACAGCCUCCUAGUGCGCCCUCUACGCUGACCCAAGACUGCAUCCGUAUUACGAAGGAAUGCGAUGGAUGGUACAACGAGAUGUACGAACAUCGAUUUGUACCUAAAUGAUGACUAGUUUGACGCGAUGAAAAAUAUAAGUAGACCUAGACGUAAAUAAAUUGGGACAAUUGACUCUCUGUAUUUCUGAGAAGUCCAUAAGUUUGAUGGAUAAGAAGCAGAUACAACAACAGAGAAAGAAAACAAAAGUACCAAAAAUAAGUACAAAUAUGCUCUAGUACUCAUAGAUUACAAAAACACCAAAGUCGUACAGAGUGAAACAGUGUAGAUCUCUUAUACACGCAUUGGUCUGACGUCAUACAGAGUUAGAUCGGGAAGGUUUUCCCAGAUCUGCCUAUUAAAAUUAAAUAUUGGCCGAUUAUAGAUAAAUUAUGUUGGUCUGCAUAAGCUCUAAAUCUAUACCUCUUCAGAAUUUACAA
This is a messenger RNA of Lytechinus variegatus (green sea urchin), 1887 nucleotides long. RefSeq lists its product as uncharacterized. The record is from RefSeq and is a predicted model, not a curated record. The transcript is spliced from 2 exons. The coding region runs from base 470 to 1519 and encodes 349 amino acids. Lineage: Eukaryota; Metazoa; Echinodermata; Echinoidea; Temnopleuroida; Toxopneustidae.